CGCACACGCACACCCCCACCACUACCACCACCACCACCACUCCCACAACUUUUGUCUGCAACCAUUUUGCAAUUUUGUAUCAAAGAGUUCAGAUUUCAACCUUCAAUGGCGGAUGAGGUAGUUUUGUUGGAUUUCUGGCCUAGCCCAUUUGGGAUGAGGCUGAGGAUUGCUCUGGCUGAGAAGGGCGUUGAGUAUGAGUACAAAGAUGAGGACGUGAGGAACAAGAGCCCGCUGUUGCUGCAGAUGAACCCGGUUCACAAGAAGAUCCCGGUUCUCAUUCACAAUGGAAAGCCAGUCUGCGAGUCCCUCAUUGCGCUUCAGUACAUUGAUGAGGUUUGGAAUGAUAAGGCUCCACUCUUGCCCUCUGACUGUUACCUCAGAGCCCAGGCCAGGUUCUGGGCUGACUACGUCGACAAGAAGAUAUAUGAGUUUGGGAGGAAGCUUUGGACAACGAAAGGAGAAGAACAGGACGCAGCAAAGAAGGAAUUCCUUGACUGCAUGGGCGUGUUAGAAGGAGAGCUCGGAGACAAGCCUUUCUUUGGGGGCGAGACCAUUGGAUUCAUGGACGUGGCGCUUAUUCCAUUCUAUAGCUGGUUUCUUUUGUAUGAGAAAUUUGGCAACUUCAGUGUUGAGGCGUUGCACCCAAAGUUUAUUGCCUGGGUUAAGAGGUGCAUGGAGAAGGAGAGCGUGUCCAAAUCGCUCCCCGAACAGGAAAAGGUCUACGAUUUCGUCAUGCUUAUGAGGAAAAAGCUUGGAAUGGAGUAGAUUUUGGAGGAAUCAUGGGAAGAAGCUAGUGAUGAUCAAUGUAAUUUCAAGAUUCAACCUGUUUUGGGUUGUUUUGAAUUAGAAUAAAAGGGCACUUGACCAAGCCUUUACUGUAUUUAGGCACUUUAUUGUGCUUCUGUUCAUAUGUUUAUUUUGCUUCUGUAGUCAAACUAUCAUUCUGUUGUCAGCUUGUUAUAGUAAGGAAUCUAAAUCUACUCGAUCAAAUUUCUUAUUA
Molecule: messenger RNA, 1000 nt
Organism: Malus domestica (apple)
Lineage: Eukaryota; Viridiplantae; Streptophyta; Magnoliopsida; Rosales; Rosaceae
Product: probable glutathione S-transferase
Biological process (GO): glutathione metabolic process
Cellular component (GO): cytoplasm
Molecular function (GO): glutathione transferase activity
Source: RefSeq, a predicted model, not a curated record